Nematocida minor is the source of this 561-nucleotide messenger RNA. Its product is annotated as protein YIPF5/7. NCBI's taxonomy places the organism in Eukaryota, Fungi, Microsporidia. Bases 1 to 561 code for a protein of 186 amino acids. Gene Ontology annotation, cellular component: trans-Golgi network. Gene Ontology annotation, biological process: vesicle fusion with Golgi apparatus; endoplasmic reticulum to Golgi vesicle-mediated transport. The transcript has a single exon. The record is from RefSeq and is a predicted model, not a curated record.
AUGAUUAAUUCUGAAUUGCGCAGAAACAUAAAGAAUGCUCUUAUCGGAUACAAAGAGGGCGACAGGCCUCUGCUCGAUGACCUGGGGAUAGACUUUGGCUCGAUAAAGAAGGACUCCCUCCGCAUUCUCUUUGUCAAAAGCAAAGAACACAAAGAAACGGACGAUAUGAUAGGCCCAAUUUUAUUUUUAGUUCUAUUUGGUGCCAUUCUGAUCGUUCGAGGGCGUGUCCAUUUUGGGUAUCUGUACUGUCUGUCAAUUCUCAGCUGCGUAUUCAUAUACGGGAUCACCAUCUUGAUGAACAGCAAUCCUGUGAGCGCCGUGGGCAUUGCCAACACUUUGGGCUACUCGCUCAUUCCUGUGCUUAUAUUCGCGCUCUCCAGCAACUUUAUCCCGGGAGGAAAGGUGGCUAAGCUGCUCGUUGGAGGAGUCUUUUCUGUCUGGUCAACUUUUGUUUCUUCGAGCGAGAUAGUUGGGCGGUUUAAAAUUGAAAAUAGGGGGGUGCUCAUAGGCUAUCCAAUAUUUUUGGUUUACAUGUGCUUCAUAAUCAUUGCCAUUGCAUGA